AUGGCCCCGAGAGCCGCCAACCCAGCAGGGUGGUCAUUCACCGUCCUGUCGCUAGCCAUCGCAAAUCUUCUGAUUCCAAUAUCAAUUCUGAUAUUUGCCACCGGCUUCUUUCCAUACAAGCCGUUUCUUCCCGGUCUGGCCGACUUUGAAGUUUUGGAGACUGGCCCACCCCCCCAGGCGCCCUUUGACAAGCUGGUUUUUGUGGUGAUUGAUGCACUUCGAAGCGACUUUGUGUACUCGAAAGGCUCUGGGUUUGAAUACACGCAGAGCCUUAUUCGCCAUGGCUCAGCUAUCCCAUUCACAGCCUACGCUCGCUCGCCAACAGUGACGAUGCCGAGGCUGAAAGCAAUCACUACUGGCUCUAUACCCUCUUUUGUAGAUCUCAUACUCAAUAUCGACGAAGGAGACAAAUCUUCGGCUCUCGCGGCGCAGGACACCUGGUUGGCUCAGCUCAAGGCCAAGGAUACUGGAAAGGCACUCAUGUAUGGUGAUGAUACAUGGUUGAAACUCUUUCCAGACUAUUUUGAUCGCCAUGAUGGAACAUCCAGUUUCUUUGUAGCUGAUUUUACCGAAGUCGACAACAAUGUGACUCGCCAUAUCAAUGGAGAGUUGAAGAAUGACGAUUGGUCGCUCAUGGUACUACACUACCUUGGACUAGAUCACAUUGGCCAUAAAUCAGGGCCCAGGAGUUCCAACAUGGUUCCAAAGCAGCACGAGAUGGACUCUAUUAUCCGCACCAUUUAUGAUUCCUUGUCGUCGAGGAAGCAUCUCGAAUCAACUCUUUUGGUGGUUUGUGGCGAUCAUGGAAUGAAUGAUGCAGGGAAUCACGGCGCAUCGUCGCCUGGUGAGACGUCUCCUGCGCUGCUCUUCCUGUCCCCGAAGCUCAAGGGCAUCGGGCAUCCAUACGAAGCACCUACGCUCCCUCAAAACGAGUUUGACUUUUAUUCCGAGGUGGAACAGUCGGACAUUGUACCGACUCUUGCCGCCCUUCUUGGGUUUCCUGUCUCCAAGAAUAACCUCGGUGCCUUCAUCCCCGAGUUUCUCCCGUUCUGGCCGAGCCCCAAAGAUAAGAUUCAAAUUCUCAUCCGGAAUGCUCGGCAAAUUCUCAACAUUGUCACUGCGGCUUUCGGACCCGAACUUUUCGACGUUGCCUCGUCGACUGACCCCUGCCAGCUGGAGCGUACUGACAUCAACGAGCUCGCAUGUGACUGGCGGUUCAUCACCCAGCGCGCAUUAUCACUCAAUUCUCAAAACACAAUCGAUCAAGAGUGGCUCACGUCCACCUCUCGAUGGAUCCGCAAGGCUCAGAAUCUGAUGAGUAGCAUGGCCUCCAACUACGAGAUGCCGCGCUUGUACACUGGACUGGGACUUGCCGGCAUAGCUCUUAUCAUCACAGCGUCUACCUUCCUUACACAGCGUGUCCUAAGGUCCCAGACCGCACCCCCACUAAUACUAAUAUCCUUUCUUUAUAGCGCCAUGAUGUUUGCGAGCAGCUACGUUGAAGAAGAGCAUCAUUUCUGGUACUGGGCCGCCACCCUCUGGCUGGCCUUUCUCGGAGCCAAGGCCAUUCGACGAUCUAGCAAGCUCUCAUCGGGCGGCUGGUACCUUGUCGCACUUCUUGCCAUGCGAAUCACGAGGAGCUGGAACCAGACUGGCCAAAAGUUCGCCGGCGAGCCCGACAUUGUCAAACUAUUCGUCCACCGGUACCCCGCGGUCUUAUGGCUCGCCAUCAUCGUCAUGUACGGAAUCACCUGGUCUCAAAUGCUGCCCAGUCUCGAGAGCAUCCCCGUCAUCGCUUCCACGUCCAUCACAUCGGUCCUCAUCUCAUCGGCGUUCACCUUUAAGCUGGCCUUUACCGCUGCCGAUGCGCCCGAGCUUGUCGUCGGCUUUGCCAAGACGCUCAACGACAAGUUUGAAGGCCAGUCGCUGCUUUGGCGCGCUCGUGUCGUCUUCAUCGUUCUUGGCUUGCUUUCAGUCUUUGCCAUUGCCCGCGGCGUCUCUGGCGGACGACACGCAAGAUCAGCGAGUUUAUUGCACGAACUUGUGACCCUUUUCGCAAUGACGCAGUCCCGCGCCGCUAAUGUGCCUAUCUUCCUACUCGCUUACAUUAUCUACUCCACUAUCGACGCCAAGCAGAUGACGCUCGCCGAAAUCACCACCUCCUCCAUCCUCUUCCAGUACGCCAGCUUUUUCGCCGCGGGCGGUUCCAACGCCAUCUCUUCCGUCGACCUCUCCAGCGCCUAUAAUGGUAUUUCCGGCUUCAACGUCGUCGCCGUUGGCAUUUUUACCUUCGCCAGCAACUGGGCCGGCCCGCUGUACUGGACCUCGGCCACCACGACUCUCCUUGUCGACAAGUAUCGGGUUGGCGAGCGCGGCGUCUUCCGGCAGCACGUCGCGCUGCUGACCGUCUUUGCCACGGCGUCUGUCACGUCCGUUAUGGCGGCGUGCACUGCCAUGCGUACUCAUCUGUUCAUAUGGACCGUCUUUUCACCGAAAUAUCUGUACGCCAUGGCCUGGAAUAUUCUGCAGCAUCUCUUGGUGAACAUUGGGCUCAGCGGGACUCUAUUCUGGCUCGGCACUCGAUGA
Molecule: messenger RNA, 2586 nt
Organism: Beauveria bassiana ARSEF 2860
Lineage: Eukaryota; Fungi; Ascomycota; Sordariomycetes; Hypocreales; Cordycipitaceae
Product: GPI ethanolamine phosphate transferase
Exons: 7
Coding region: 1-2586 (861 amino acids)
Biological process (GO): GPI anchor biosynthetic process
Cellular component (GO): endoplasmic reticulum membrane
Source: RefSeq, a predicted model, not a curated record